Molecule: messenger RNA, 2646 nt
Organism: Penicillium olsonii
Lineage: Eukaryota; Fungi; Ascomycota; Eurotiomycetes; Eurotiales; Aspergillaceae
Source: the annotation of a GenBank genome assembly
AUGCCACGCCCUCGGCAUAAUACAACAGCUCUCCCCCGGAACCUCCGGUCCGAAUUAGGUAUCCGUGAUACCUAUGGCGACAAGAAGCGCCGCCUGAACGGACCUGCCUCGCGCAAAGAACGCCGCCAAAAUGAACGCACGCAGAAGAAGUCACGACAUGCAGCACCGCCACAGAAGAAGGUUUUCCAGCGACCCCAAAGCCAGGCCCAGGGAGACAGUGAUGACGAAUUUGACGAUGACUCGGACGACAUGGACAUCGACGAGAAACCUAGUGCGCCACAGAAGAAGUCGAAGUCUACAAAAGAGACUACCGAAAAGCCCAAGUCAAUCUUGAAGAAAGCUGCGACUAAGCCUACGCCCGAGUCAGAGUCCGAGUCCGGAUCAGAGCUUGAGUCAGAGAUUGAUCUAAAUGAGGACGACGACGAGGACGACGAAGAGGAAGAUGAGGAGGAUGAGGAUGAAGAGUCAGAUGAAGAUGACCACGACGAUGAAGAUGAAGUGGAUGAGCCUUCUGAAAACUAUGUCUCGGGGUCGGUCAAGUCCAAAUUAGCACAAGAUGAUGCCGAGAUCGCUGCGUUGGAGAAGAAGCUGGGUCUCAAGAAGGGAGGAAAGUCCAAAGCCUUCGAAGACGAUGGAUUGGACGAUAUCCUGGGAGACUUGGGUGGUGGUGGUGAUGCCUCCGAAGAUGAAAGCCGAAAGCGCAAGCGAGAAGCCGACGAUUGGCUCCAGGCCAAGAGACAAAAGGCCAAGGCCCAACAAGCGCAGGCCUCUAAACAAGAGGACAGUGAAAUGGACAGCGACGAGGAUGUGGACCUUGAUGAGCAAAUAUUCGGAAGCGAUGACGAGGAUGCUGCUGAUGGCAGUGACUUUGAUGGUUUUGAUGAAGAGCCCAAGGAAAAGAAACCAAAGGAAAAUCCUUACAUUGCCCCCGUCACGAAAGAAGCGACUGCUCAGAAAUACAUUCCACCUUCACUCCGAGCGCGCCUCGAUCCUGAAAAUGAGAGCCUCACGAGGCUCAAGCGUCAGGCCCAGGGUCAGCUGAAUAAGUUGUCCGAGGCUAAUAUGCUCUCCAUUGUUGCGGAGUUUGAAAAGCUAUACCGCGACUACCCUCGACAACAUGUCACAUCUACCCUCAUCAGCUUGCUGAUGGGUCUCAUUUGUGAGAGAGCUGCUCUGAACGACACUUUCCUCAUCCUGCACGCUGGUUUCAUCUCAGCUUUGUACAAGCUUCUGGGAAUGGAUUUCGGUGCAGAAAUUGUACAAAAAGUUGUUGAAACUUUGGAUGCCGGAGGAGACGAACGUGGAAAAUUUGAAGGAAAGGAGAUCCUUAACCUGGUCUCCCUUCUCUCCCAGCUUUAUAACUUCCACGUCAUUGGCUCACCACUGAUGUUUGAUUACGUCCGUCUGUUCGUGCAAGAAAUCAACGAAGCGAACACCGAGCUUCUUCUUAAGGUUAUCAGAAACUCUGGCCCUCAACUUCGCCUAGAUGACCCAUCUGCCCUGAAGGACAUUGUCCUGUUGAUCCAGCCCGCAGUAGCGAAUGUCGGAGAGGCAUCUCUCUCUGUUCGAACCAAGUUCAUGAUCGACACAAUCACCGACUUGAAGAACAACCGCUCCAAGUCUGCGGCCGCCGCUGGAGCCGGUAUCACCACUGAGCAUAUUACCAAGAUGCGCAAGAUUCUUGGCUCUUUGAACAACUCUCGAGUCAUCCGUGCUUCAGAACCCAUCAACAUUUCCCGCGAGGAUAUCCACAACUCUUCCAAGAAGGGCAAAUGGUGGUUGGUGGGUGCAAGCUGGAAGGAGGACCCUCUUGUCGCCGCCCAGCGUGAAAUGAGGGAUGCGCCAAUCACCCAGGCCCAAGCACCAGUCCAGGACGAUGAAAGCGAUGCCGAGCCUGACUUUGGAGACCUUGCCAAGGCCCACCGCAUGAACACUGAUGUUCGUCGGUCAAUCUUCGUUGCUAUCAUGUCCGCCAACGAUUUCCAGGAUGCGCAUGUCCGACUGAUGAAGUUGCGCUUGAAGCGUGCUCAAGAAUACGAGAUUCCUCGUGUUCUCCUCCAUUGUGCCAUGGAAGAGCAGGCCCACAACCCAUACUAUUCGCUCAUUGCGCGCCGCAUUUGCGGUGACAUGGGACGCCGAAUUAAGAUGUCAUUCAUGUUCGCUCUCUGGAACAUCUUUAAGAAGAUGGGCGAGCGGGGAGACAUGGAAGACGACGAUGAUGAUAACGUAGAUCCCGAUGACCCCGAGAAUGGUGUCAGCAUGAAGUCCGUGGUCAACCUGGCGAAGAUGUACAGCUAUCUCGUUGCAGAUGGUAGCCUGACAUUGAGCAUUUUGAAGAACCUCAACUUUGCAUACCUCCAGCCCAAGACGAAAACGUUCUUGGAGGUACUGAUCAUUUCCAUCAUGCAACAAUCCCAAAAGUUCAAGAAGAAGUCCAAGAAGUCUAAGACGGAGGAGCCCCGGAAUGAGGAGGCUCUGAUGCAGAUUUUCUUGCGUGUCAAAGAGACCCCACAAAUCGCCAAGGGCCUGAUCUACUUCGUGCGAAAGGUUGUUGCAAAGAGCGAUAUUGUUUCUGAGGAGGACCAAAAGCUGGUUCGCUGGGGUUGCAAUGUCGCUGCUGAUGCCCUCAAGGCUGUGGCAGACUAG